Molecule: messenger RNA, 1098 nt
Organism: Drosophila suzukii
Lineage: Eukaryota; Metazoa; Arthropoda; Insecta; Diptera; Drosophilidae
Gene: mRpL4
Product: mitochondrial ribosomal protein L4
Biological process (GO): translation
Cellular component (GO): ribosome
Molecular function (GO): structural constituent of ribosome
Source: RefSeq, a predicted model, not a curated record
CUCCCGAUAGGCCUAAUUGGUCCGCUGAUAUCGAUAACACACCCCGUGCUCUGCCAAUAAUAUUUAAUAUUAUUAAUAAUAUUAAUUAAAAUAUCCGCCGGGGUCAGCUAAUUCUUUCCCAUAUUGGAGGAUAUUUAAAGGGCAAAGCCCAUUUGAAUUUAGACGGAAAAUUGCACUUCUUCGUGGAAGUCCGGGCUUAGGCUAAACAAAAUGUUGAAAAAUAUUGUAAACACAUCCAGGCAGGUGCUCUAUCCCGUGGCCAGGACCUUCACCCGCAGCAGCAUCCAAGGCAAUGCGGUGACCGAAUCCCCUGUGACUGCUCCACUGGUCACGAAAUUGCCACUGAUUCUGCCGCAGGAUUACACGGAACACUUGCCGGUCAGCAGGAGCACAGCCCGUCAGGCGUGGAUCGAGAAUACGGAUGCGGUGGCGGAGCGGAAGGUGGGACUAAUCGAACUGCAUCCGGAUGUUUUCGCCGCCCAGCCGAGGGUGGACAUCAUACAGGAGAAUGUGGAGUGGCAGCGCAAGUAUCGUUAUGUAAGCAUGGCGCACACGAAGACCCGGGCAGAAGUGCGUGGUGGUGGUCGCAAGCCGUGGCCCCAAAAGGGAGGAGGUCGUGCCCGGCACGGUUCCCUACGAUCGCCCAUGCUCAAGGGCGGCGGCGUGGUCCACGGCCCCAGAUCGCCCACCACCCACUUCUACAUGCUACCCUUCUAUAAAAGGGUUUUGGGCUUGACCUCUACGCUGAGCGUUAAGCUGGCCCAGGAUGAUCUGCAUAUCAUCGAGAAUGUGGACAUACCCACUGGUGAUGCAGAGUUCCUCAAGGAUCUGAUUGCCGAACGAAACUGGGGACCCUCCGUCUUGAUUGUGGACGAAGACCACAUGUUCCCCGCCAAUAUUUCCCAGGCCAGCGAUGAUCUGGGCUAUGUCAACCUGAUGCCAUCCUUUGGCCUCAACGUGUAUUCCAUGCUCAAGCACGACACUCUUGUCCUAACGGUCGCUGCAGUGAAGCAUCUGGAGCAGCGGCUGCUUUACCAACUUAAUCGCAAUGAUGCCACCAGCAAGGGUGGAAAGUUCAAACUGGAUCAAGUCUAGAAA